This is a messenger RNA of Colletotrichum phormii, 597 nucleotides long. RefSeq names its product ACT domain-containing protein. Bases 90 to 518 code for a protein of 142 amino acids. NCBI's taxonomy places the organism in Eukaryota, Fungi, Ascomycota, Sordariomycetes, Glomerellales, Glomerellaceae. The record is from RefSeq and is a predicted model, not a curated record. The transcript has 2 exons.
CCACCCCUCUUCCUAGCCGUCACGACUCGCCGCUACCUACAGGAACCUCCACCAAAAAAAAAAAAAAAAACCACUCUUCAAACCUCAAUAUGACGACCCCCAUAGGCGAAACCUCCCUCCAAACACUCCUCUCAACCCUAAACAUCGUCCUCCACCCAGAAACCUACGUCUUCGUCACCCUUCCCGCAGAUGCAACACUACCGCCCCUCUCCGAGAUUCAACUUCUAUUCCGAGAGUCCGAGGGUGUCACAAUCAUCACUUCUCUCGAUACCGCAACUGCUCACGGAUGGGACUAUGCGUUCCCCUCAAAGAUGAUAACGCUCAAUGUGCACUCGAGCCUCGAGGCUGUGGGGUUCAUGGCUGCUAUCGCGACAAGGCUGGCGGCCAAAGGGAUGGGGGUCAAUCCUGUCAGCGGGUAUUAUCAUGAUCAUUUGUUUGUUCCCCUUGGGAGGGAGGAGGAGGCGGUGGAAGAGUUGAGGAAGCUUGCCCUGGAAAGUCAGAGGGGAUCUGAGAUCUAGCGGUUGUCAAGAGUCGAAGUAAUAGUCGUGAAGGUUGGCAAGCAGUUUUCAACCCCCCUUGAACAGUUGCAAGCAGCGU